AUGGCUGAGGGCGGACCUGAGGCCCCACCUGGCGAAGAAUCAACUGCAGCCGCCGGUGCUGAAGGCGAAGCACCAGGUGGCGGAGCUGGUGGGGGUGGAGCUGGUGAGGGCGAAGCUGGUGACGAUGAUGGCAAAGAUGAAACCGUCGCGGCCACCGAAAGAACCAUUUCCAUACCAAAAUUCGAAACCGAUGAAUUUGGGAACUGGGUGUACAAUCCCUGGGCCGUUACCUUUGGCAAAAUCUGGCAGGAUACGCGUUUCAAUAUUGUCGGUCGUUACACCAUACCGCGCAUGCGUCUAGAGUCCAAAAUGGUAUUCGACUAUUAUCUAUCAGCGAGCAAAUAUAGCACUGUAUGCAUGGGUCGCUCCACUGUCUACAAUAAGCCCAGAGUGAUGAAGUGGCUCUCCAAUAACGUUUACAAUCAAACCCAUGAACAUCGACCCGUUUGGCUGGGCAUCAGGCGUGAGAUCUACGAGCAUGGCAAUUCGGAGGAGUGCCACACAUCCAAGUUUAACGCAUUUCGAAGAUAUUUCGAGUGCGCUAUGCGUCGCAAUCAGCGAGUGGAGUACAUGAUACCGCAAUAUCCGCUUCACCAACUUGGCUAUAAUGGUCACUAUUGGGGCAAUCUACCCAGGGAGGAGAAAGAGCAACACUAA
This is a messenger RNA of Scaptodrosophila lebanonensis, 657 nucleotides long. RefSeq lists its product as uncharacterized. The transcript is spliced from 2 exons. The record is from RefSeq and is a predicted model, not a curated record. Lineage: Eukaryota; Metazoa; Arthropoda; Insecta; Diptera; Drosophilidae. Bases 1 to 657 code for a protein of 218 amino acids.